Callithrix jacchus (white-tufted-ear marmoset) is the source of this 2406-nucleotide messenger RNA. Lineage: Eukaryota; Metazoa; Chordata; Mammalia; Primates; Cebidae. The record is from RefSeq and is a predicted model, not a curated record.
AUGCGCAGCUCGGGAGGAACUGUGUCCUUUCCCAAGAAUCUGCGCUCCUUGGGCCUUCUGUGUUCUGCUCUGACCUGCUCAAGUCUCCACCAGAGAUCAGCCCUAAAUAUAGCUCAGCCAUCAGGGAAAAUGUGCAUACCGGGGUACCUGUCUUUCCAUUCCCCGGGGUACACCCCAAAGAGUAAGAGACAAACGUGGGACAGAGGGCCUUCUGUGAUGCGAGGGCAGAAGCUGCAUUCUUACACCAAGGCUGUGCGGACAUCAGCCUUCAUCACGGGCUGUGACUCUCACACCGAGACGUCCGCAGCACCCUCCAUCACAGAACCAGCGUCUUCCCUUCCCUUAUGGUGUGAGUGGGGGAAAGACGAAGAAAGGGGGACUCCCAAAGAAGGGGUGACAUGCAAGACCAAGAGGAGGGCGACAUCCACCACUCAGCGCUGCGCGGGACAGAGUGGUGGAGGGAAGGCAGGGCGGUGGGAGGGUGAUGGAGAGGCGCGCGGGGCGGGUGGAAACGCGUGCUCGCCCCGCACCUCCGCAUCCGCGAGGGGAGGCUCCUGCCCCGCGCCGCAGCCAGUCCCCGCGCGCUCGCCCCGGCGCCUCCCUCCCGCGCCCCCGCUCCUCCGGCCGCCCCCGCGCCCCCCGCCGCCUCCUCCGCCCGUGGACCGCUGCGCGCUGCUGCCCCGGGGGGCUGGCGUUUCCACCUGUCACCGCGCCGCCGCCGCCGCCGCCCAAGUUUUGUUUUCAGGGAACUUACCUGGCGCGUCGUGUGCCUCAGGCUCUUCCCCAUGGCCGCCGCCCCCUCCUCCCGCCAGCUCCCCGGGCCCCCCGCGCCCCCCGCCCAGCCCUGCGGCCGCCGGGCCCGAUGAACGCCAGCAGCGGGGACUCGGGGGGUGGGAGCCCCGCGCGCAGCCGCCCGCACCCGAGCGCUCCUGCUUCCGAGCAGCCACGCAGCGUCCGUCCGGGGCAGGAGCAUUGCGGAUGCGGCGCGGGGCCGGCGCGGGGCUCCGGGCGCUCUCGGGGGUCGUGAGCGCCGCGCCCCGCGCCCCCGCACGCCCCCCACCGGCCCGCGCGCCCCGCCGGGGCCAUGCAGUCUCUCAUGUCGCCGGUGACCAAGGCGAUCCUGGUGGCCCUGUUCAGCUUCGCCAUCCUCCUCAUCCUCUACGUGAUUCUCUGGUACAUCUGCCGCGAUGUGGACUGCGACCACGGCAUCUGAGCGCCGCCGGACCCCCGGGCCGCCACGCGACGCGGGGGGCGUCCGCGGCGGGAGGGCCCUGGGGACUGAGCGGUCCCGCGGUGCCCCCAGCUUGGCGCUGGAGACCCCCGCCCCGGGCCCCGCCGCCGGCCCUGCACCGCCUCCUGGCCUUGACCUUCAGCGACGCGCCGGGGAGAGCGGGUCCCCUAAGGCGCUGGAGAACGCUGGCGGCUGUGGAGUCAUGUGUUUGCAUGCAUGACAGGUGCCAGCCAGGGAGCUGUGGGCACAUCACCCUGGGAAGCCAGCACCCACAGGCCAGGACUGCAGCGUGCAGGGAUGGAUCUCUGAAGGUCACUGCUCCGCCCUGCUCUGAAGACUGUCCACCAGCAUGUCAACGCAGCUUCCCUGCGGGGGUUGAAGGGUGGGAAGACUGUCAGUCAGGAUUAAGGCCAUCUCCCCCGCCCAUCACUCCUUCUGCCAAGCCAUCACCAGGCAGCCGGAUGGGCAGUGUCACCUCCGGGGCCAUGCUGGCAUCUGUAACCUCCAUCCACCCUCGAGGUCCCAUCCAGCCAGCUCUGCCCACCUGCCUGGCCCAGUCUGUUGUGAAGUUUCACGCUCCUUCCUCUUGUGCAGAGUCGGAAUUCACGGGGGUCGCCAUGCCCACAGGUACCCCAGUGGAAGUGUUGACUCUUAUUACUGGCUAGACCCAUCCAGAGGACAAACCAGCUUCAGAGAAUGCCAUCGUUAAAGUAGGUGCCACUGGGGGGUUUCCGCACUUAACUCUCCGAUGCUGUCCCCGCCAUCAACCUGAUACAGACUUCGUCCGCUGCGAGAUCACUUCCUCUCAAGUGCAGACCAGAUCCCCCAGGGAAGAGACUCCUCGUCCUCAUUGUUGCCAAGUGACCCCGAAUAUUCCUCUCCUGCCUGUUGCAGAAAAGGAAAAGUCACGUUCUGGAAGAACAGCAUUGCCCUACAAAUACAAACGAGAGACUCUGCCUAGAACAAGAGUCCCGGAAAUUUCCAGAAGCAAAUCUCUCACUUGUGACCAUCAGAUUCCACCUGAUGCCUAAUGCACCUUCUCAAAUCUCAUCACGUGUGACAGCCGCAACGCCCGGUCCAGUGGCCACACAGGACUCUCCGCUGUGUUUCUUCUGCUUCCUUUAACGCACAAGAGUGAAGAGAUGAGGACGAAGGCGGGCGGAACACUGGUCUCU